UGGUUUGAGUUGUGGACGAGUACUGAAAUGCUGGUUAUAAAAGGAUGGAUUAGCAAGAGUUCACGUCUUCUCUGCAGCUCUCUCACAGAGUCGAGUACAAGUCUGUUUUUCUCCACAUUCACAAUGCGUCUUUAUGGAGCUCUGAUCCUGUUUAUGACUCUGUCCACAGUAUGUGGAUUAAGAUGCUACACAUGUGAUCCUACCAACACAAAAUCCUGCACAGAUAUCUCAGAUUGUCCUCCCCUGAUGGACCAUUGUUUCUCCGCCAAUAUGAACGGUAUCAUCAGAAAGGGCUGCAUGAACAGUGCUCUCUGUGUAAACCCCAUGUCUUGCUGUGAUGAGGACUUGUGUAACAGUGCCAGUCCCACUGGUACCAGUGUCAUCCUCCUGCUGGUGUCCUCAGCCAUCAUCACACUCUUUCUCUGAGAAUAUUUGACUUUUUUUAUUUUACCCAAUUUGUAUAACUCAGGAAGAAUUGACAAUUUCUUGCUAUGUAAAAGCAGUGAAUGAAUACAGAUCAAUAUUUGUUCAAUAAACCAUAAUAUGAUCGACCA
This is a messenger RNA of Lates calcarifer (barramundi perch), 554 nucleotides long. RefSeq names its product secreted Ly-6/uPAR-related protein 1. Bases 28 to 426 code for a protein of 132 amino acids. The transcript has 3 exons. The record is from RefSeq and is a predicted model, not a curated record. Lineage: Eukaryota; Metazoa; Chordata; Actinopteri; Centropomidae.